ACAGUUGAUUGUAGUGGUAGAGUGCGAAGGGAACGUGCUACCGUGCGUUCAACUAUUUAUAAUCAAAUAGGGUGCAGCGGUGUGAGCGUAUGUUUACGUUAUGCACCACGCACACAGCCACGCGCGCGUCGAGCGAGGCAAUGAUGUGCACAAAGUAUUAUCCCUUAUUACACGAUCCGCUUCCGCGCUGGCUGCACGUACAAUAGUUGUCAGUCGACCUCUUUUGUAGAGCGGUGUGCGAAGUUUCAGUUUGUUUACGAAAAGCCGAGCGAUGCAUAGUGCGUUAGUUAGCGCGAUUGUGUCAUCGACCGAGCGUCGGUUAUCGCUAAAUUGCGAGUGAAUCACGGACAAUGCUCGCUGCGGAGUUUUCGCAAAAACUUUUUGUGUAUCUGUGAACUUUUGAGGUCGUAACUUGUGAUCUCCUUGCCGCCAAAUCGAACUGUGCCUGUGUCCAAGUGUUGAGUGAACUCUGUGUGAUUUAUAAACAUUUUUAUAUUUUAUUCGAGGUUGAAAAUAUUAAAUUUUGAACUUUUAUCUUGCCUUACGAUUUGGAAAUAUUUCCUACAAAUUAAAGUACAGUUGGCAAAAAAAAAUUACAUUUAUACUGGAUGAAAAUUGAAAACAUCACACGAGAGCGAAGUGCAUAAAACGCGCACAGCAUUUAUGUAUACAAAACAAACCGCAAUCUGUCCACGCUUCUUCCGUCGAAAAAGGCGUUGUGAGAGACAAAGAUGGCAAUAGCAUUCAACUUGCCGAGCGAGAGGGAGGCGACAGAGGAGAACUUUUCACGUUUGAACCGGCUUCUAGCCGAGUUGUACGAGGUCCUAUGCCACAUCUUGGUAUCACGACAGCCUGGGCAAGAAGUGCAGGACAAUCGCCGAGAUCGCCCCUUCUCCGAGUCUGACAUCGAGCGGCCAUCUCAAGCACCUCCAUUCUGCCGUCUGUCUGCAUCAUCACCACCACUGACCCUACCGCUGGACAUCGACCUUGAUGAUGAUGUCUUCGUCAGCCCUAGAACAGAUAACGGGAACGAUCCUUUCUCAACGACGAAUAUAGAAAUAUUUAGAUAUGGCAGCCCUAGGACGCCGGCGGGGGUACUGUUGAGUCCUAGGCGGGAUUCGUCCUUCAGUUUUCUGACUAGCGAAAAGCAUUGGCGGGAUAAGGGCGGGACAGACGUGGCUGACGGAAUUAUGGACACUGAUGUGACGGAUGCUGCUCUACCGCAAUGUACCGACGAGAAAAGGUCAUCAGAGAGCUGGAUAUUUUCAUCAAUAAUACCAGACAAGCUCUCCGGAUCCAUCUGUACUGCUGUUCUUUUCAUGCUUGGUUGGAAACUAUUGUCCAAUAAACGGUGAACAAAAUGCCAUAAAAUGUGUUAUUUUUAAUAUACUCUCGUUUGUUAUAAUAUGUAUUACAUCUGUAGAGAGUCAAUUAAUCGGGACCAAGUAUAGGUCCCGAAACACCCCAAGUUGUAUCUUGUAUGAAUAAGUAUUAAAUGUUAUAUUCACAGAUUUAGAAUGUUCUAGAUAGUUUCGAAUGCAGCUUGUCAAUUAUUUAUUAAAUGAAUGUUUUUGGAAAUAAAUAAGGAUUCAGGUAAAACACUUCCUUUCCUAUAUUUUUCUUUAUUCUUAUUAAUUACCAAGACGCUAAUAUCAAAAUCUAAACAUGAACUAAUAUAAACCGUGAUAUUGCAUGAAAGGUACAAAAAAUAGGGUCCAUUUUAUAAUCUAUAGUCCGAAAGUAAUAAUUCCACUCCUGUUUACGUUUUUUUUAUUAUUUUUGAAUUCUGGAAUUCUUUAAUGAACAAAAAAAACUCAAUUUGAGUUCGGUAUCUAGCUAAAGAACUAAUAAUAAAUCUGUGAUUAUAACGUACAAUAACAUUGGCAGUUAUUUGUAUAAAGCUGAUAAAUAUGCCCUUGUGUUAAAUUAUGUAGAGAUACUGUAUAAAUUGUUAAUAAUUCAAAACUUAUAUCCUCACCUUAGGAUUUAAGGUAUUCAACGUAAUUCUAAAUUUGACCAUUUGUAUAUUAUUUCUAAAAUUGAUAGAUAUUUGAAUAACGAAUUAUUGAUUCUAAUAAAACGCACAAUUUUCACGUUUCUAUACAUAUAUACUUAUGAAAUGUUUAGUAAAAAAACUUUGGCUAUUGCAUUAAUGCAUACAUUCUGCUUUCGAUGUCGUCAUAAAAUAUAGCAAUAAAUUAUACGAAAAUUAGACGAAUUUAUUUGUUGUAUUUCGAUAAAAUAGUCGAAGUGUGUAAUAAUAUAAUCAGGAUAUAUAUUUCCCACAAAUUGUUCCAAAGACACAGCCUAAAAUUAUCAUCGAUUGAUCUCAUUAUAUUAUCUUUGUAAUGAAAAGGUUUAUUUUAAAUAAUAUAGGUUAACUAGGACGGUUCAUGCCAAGAACUUUGAGAGAAAUAAUAUUUUAUUAAUCAAUUAAUAUUAUUGUAUUUAAUCGAAAUAUGAAACAGUACGUCGGUUUAAGAGUAUAUUCAAAUAUAGAAAUAUUGUAAGUGAAUAGUAAUUUAAGAUUAGUUUAAGUGGAUUGAAUCGUAGUGAUUCGUUACCGGAUAGAUGCUUUUACGUUAUUUUUGCUAUUUGUAAAUAUCAUUAUUUUAAUUGUAAGUCGUAAUAAUUUUGUAUGGAAUUCGAGGCUUCACUUAUAUUGAUUUCAGGCGACAGGUACACAUAUACCAUAUUUUAUUAAAAUCUACGCGAUUACUAAGAAAUAACAAUGAUACAAAAAUAGUGAUUAAUGACAUGACAUAAGUAGUCUUAAAAGUAUAAAGUUACUAGAUAUCUCAAUAGUAUAUUGAGUCACACCAAUAAUUAUGUUCCAAAAGGUUUAAAAGUUUGGACUUUUAUAACAUUAACAUAAGAACGUGAAAAAAUAUUAAGUAGUAAAUUGUUUUUCAAUGGAGAAAUAUUGCAAGAAAUUAUAAUAAAUUAACGAUUUGUGUCAAAUGGAUAAAUAAUUUAAAGCUUUUUUAAUAUUUGUUUUUACUUGUAUUCAGAUAUCUAAAUAAAAGUCUAAAAUACAAAUAGCCGUUUAAAGAUGACAGCUUAAAAUGCCUCAAUUCGUUAUAACAUUUAAUUUAGAAUUCCAUUCAGGGAUCAUGAUUAGGGAGCAAACCUUAAUUAAGUAAGUUUAAAGCAAUUUUUAUUCCGUUUGUUUUAAAGACAAAACAAUGAAGGAUGUGUUCAAUUGUGAUAUGUAUUUAUUUAAGGGAAAAGUUAAAUAAAAAGUUUUCAUAAUGAUCUCUUGAAAACUCUUAUUUGCUGAUAACUGCUUCACUCUAGUGUAUAUAAAAGAUAUGCAAUGUCAAACGUUACUAGCAAUUAUAUUAAACAUAAUAUUUUUAAUCUGUAUUCGCACUAUGUAAAUAAAAAAAAAUGUUUUCUAUGUAUGAUUUUUAACAAGUUUAAUUAUCUUUUGCCUACACUAAAGUGAAGCUGAAUGAAAACUAUGCAUUUAAGAGUUUUGUAAAUAAAUUAUAAUUGGUAUGCUUUUCGCUGUUUAAGAUUUAUAGAGAAAAAUUUCUAAAUUUCCGUACUAACGCUUCAUGUCUACUGGAAGGAGGUGUGGGAAUAUUUAUUUCUUAUAAUAAUCAUAUAAUAUUGGUUCAGUUGGAUUCAUUCCAUAUCUAUAGUUGCCUGUGUAUAUUGGACUGAAUUUCGUAACGUUAAUUAAAUAACAUUUGGCUAUAAGGCUUUGUGUAGGUAAAUGUUUGAAAUUAAUACUUUAAUGUGAAAUUCCAAGACAGUAUAAAAAUUUACUAAAUUUUUAUAAAUUUACUAAACAUUAUUGUGUCUUUGAAAUAUUCUAU
Messenger RNA from Zerene cesonia (dogface butterfly), 3824 nucleotides. RefSeq lists its product as uncharacterized. Lineage: Eukaryota; Metazoa; Arthropoda; Insecta; Lepidoptera; Pieridae. Bases 732 to 1355 code for a protein of 207 amino acids. The transcript has 3 exons. The record is from RefSeq and is a predicted model, not a curated record.